Paramecium octaurelia is the source of this 365-nucleotide messenger RNA. The record is from the annotation of a GenBank genome assembly. NCBI's taxonomy places the organism in Eukaryota, Ciliophora, Oligohymenophorea, Peniculida, Parameciidae.
AUGGCAAAAUUUGAGUAAUUGGAUUCUCCAUAUGCAAAACUAUUUUUCAUUUUGCAAUAAUUAGUGAAAGCAGAAUCGAUCACUCAAAGCGAGAAGGAUCAAUUUAAGGGUAUAUAAGUAUAUGCUAUAUAGACUUAAUAAUUCAAAACGACUAGUCAAUAAUGAAUUUAAUCGUUAUAGAAGGCUAUCAGGAACUAUUUGAAAAAGUUUAAGAAAACAUUUAUAAAAAAAGAGUUAAUUUAGAAGGGUUAUCCGAUUUUGAGGAUGAUGAUUCGACUACCAAAAGUUUGAGGUAGUAUUUGAGAAAUAAAUUAAAACUGGAAUUAAAACAGAGUAAUUUUAAUUUGUCAAUUAAGAAAAUUUGA